GUGCUCUACGCAGACGAAAGCAUGUCCAGAUUAAAUCCAAUAGCAGAGGAUGUCAUUUACUGUGGUGAUUCCCAGCUGUGAGGUCUCAUAAUGAACUCGGAUAUAUCUUAAAGAGCUCAUUCCACUUAUGAUGGAGCAAAAUAACAAUGUUUGCAAAAAGCAACAUGUUGCCAUCAGUGCAGAAGUUUACAAGUGCAAAAAUCGAUGGAUAAUCAUUGGAAGUUAUUUUAUUAUAACGUUUGUUGCGUUCGGGUGUUACUUCAACAGUUUGGAUGGAGAUUUCGUCCACGACGAUAUUUUUGCCAUCAAGAACAACCCAGAUGUUACCGGAAAAAAUUCCAUAUAUUCCAUUUUUGGUGAUGACUUUUGGGGAAAGUCCAUAACUGAUGAAACCAGCCAUAAAUCCUACAGACCGUUAACCAUUGUUGUAUUCAGAUUGAAUUAUUUCCUAAAUGGAGGAAAGCCCUUCUCGUUCCACGUCGUGAACGUCGUCCUGCACGCGCUGGUGAGCGUUCUGUUCACACACGUCAGUCACAACGUCUUCCUUGUCUCCAGGGAAACCUCGCUGAGUGCUGGCCUCUUGUUUGCUGUUCACCCCGUACACACAGAGGCUGUAUCAGGAAUCGUCGGCUCUGCUGAUCUUCUGGCUGGUGUAUUUUUCCUCUUGUCUAUUCUGCUUUAUUCAAAGAGUUUGUUAGUAAACUGGGAUCUGGGAUCAACGGAAUGUCCGCAGACACAGCGUCCACAGUUGCUGGUGGUCAGUUUAAUGUUGGCUGCAGUUUCCACACUGUGUAAGGAACAUGGUAUUACAGUAUUAGCCGUGUGUGCUGUUCUAGACGUGGCCAUAUUCUCCAGGAAGGGCAUUUUAAAAAUGUUUUCUGGAGGAAGCACAAGGCAUCUGAUGCCAUUAUUUCAUCGAUUGUUUUAUAUAUUUUUAACAUUUUCCAUAUUGCUUGGUAUUCGGUUGUGGAUUAUGAAUGGAACUCUCCCAGAAUUCCAAGAGCAAGACAAUCCUGCAUCUUUCUCACCAGUAUUACUUACAAGAAUCUUGACCUACAAUUACCUGUAUGUGUUCAACUCACUGUUACUAAUAUUUCCCAUGACCCUCUGUUAUGACUGGCAAGUCUCAAGCAUCCCAUUGGUGGAAAACAUCACUGAUCCACGUAACCUAGCGACAAUCAUAUUUUAUAUCAUCAUCAUGCUAAUUGUCUACAGGAGUUACAUCAAUUUCAUGUCACAGGAAGGUGAAAACUUCAACAUUCCGCUCAUUGCUCUCUCUCUGCUCAUUAUUCCUUUCCUUCCUGCGUCCAAUCUGUUUUUCCGUGUCGGAUUUGUGGUUGCUGAAAGAAUACUUUAUAUCUCAAGCAUGGGGUCUUGCCUGCUGGUUGGGUAUGGACUCAGUUUGAUACUACACAAGGCUAAAGACACGGAACCUGUUAUUAAGGCUAUUGUUGUGGCUUACCUUCUGGUCCUGGCAGCUAAAACCUGGUCACAGAACCAAGUGUGGCACUCACGAGAAUCUCUAUUCAGAUCAGGUGUCAGGGUGUUACCACACAACUCAAAGGUUCAUUACAACCUUGGGAAUUACCUCAAAGACACUGGACAAAAUACAGAAGCAAUCUGGCACUACCGAAAAUCUCUGGAGUUAUAUGCAAAGCAUGCCAGUGCUUUUAACAAUCUCGGAACAUUACUUGAAAACAAGACUGAAGCUGAAUCAUGCUUCAGGAAUGCCCUGAAAAUCUAUCCCAAACACAAGGGUGCAUUUGUAAAUCUAGGAAAUCUACUUAUUUCCAAUGGAGAGCACCAAAAGGGAGUUAACCUGUUGAAACAGGCUCUCGACCUUGACCCUCACUACUCAGAAGCUCUUCUGAGCCUUGGUAAAAUAAUGAUGGAUCUACACCGCUGGUCUGAAGCAGAACAGUAUUUCAAGGCGGCCAUAACAGAGAAACCAGAUUUUGCCAAAGCUUACAAUUUUUAUGGAGUGUAUCACUUUAAACAAGGUAAUUACCAGGAUGCAGUGACGUGUUAUCGGCAAGCCUACACCAUCGAUCAGUCCGAUAUACUCGCUAUGGCCAAUGCUGCUGACAGUCUAAAACAGCUGGGCAAAACAAGUGAAGCUGAAAAACUUCUUAGACAAGCACUUUCUAUCAGACCAGACCCUAAAGUGGUCGACCAGCUUGGAAUGAUGUACUUUCAUGCCGGCAAGAAGGCUGAGUCACUCGCAGUGUAUGAAGAAAUGAUUGACAGAUCAUCAAACAACACUGAUGCCCUUUUACAUUAUGCGAACGUGCUGAUCAGCAUGCAGGAGCUGGGGAAGGCGGAGAGUCUCGUUCACAGAAUCCUGGCCGACUCGCCCGGCAACGUGGAUGCACUCAGAGUGGCGGCCGUCAUAUAUGGAAUCAGAUCAAAACCAAAAGUGGCAAUUGCAUAUCUGGAAGAAGCAAUCCAACAAUGUAAACUCCUGCAGAGAGGAAAGAGUUUUCUGGCCGAUAUGAAGUAUGACCUUGCCAACCACUACAAGGACCUACAGCAGUAUGACCAGGCUCUGAUGCUGUACACUGAAGCUCUUCAACUAAAUCCAGCAAAAUCAAAAGCUCAUUUAAACCUUGGAGCAAUAUACCAUUUGAAGGGACAAUUUUCAAAGGCACGCAAACAUUACGAAAUAGUUCUGAAAGUGGAUCCUAAUGAUGACUUAGUCAGAGAUAAUCUAGUCAAACUGACAAGACUUGAGAAACAAAAAAAUGGCAAGAGAGGAUGAAAAAAAUAUAGAACAUGAUGGGUUUUUUUCACAUUGUGAAUAAGUCAUUAUCAUUGGCUGAUCUAGAGGUGCAUCACAGAUGCCUGAGCCUCACCUUUCAGUUUAAGAGUUUGAAAUGAAACAUGUCCAUUUUAUCUGGAUAUUUCCAGAGAGCAUACAUCCCUUGUGAGUUCUCUUUAAAAGAUACACUACAGAUAUACACUAAAGACAAUCAUUGGUGGAAUGGUCAAGAAUGAGUUUAUAAAAACUUGAUCAAAAAUGCUUGGAUCCUCCAUGCAGAAUGGAAUGAAUGAAUGAAUGAAUGUUUCACAAUACCCCAGUACGAAAAUACAUUGUCUAUUAAGUAUCUGUACAGAAUGGAUUCAGUGCAUUGUUAAAUCAUUGUUAAUAGUUGCAUGUUGAAUGUUUUAAGAAUUGUUUUCCCUAAAUAUUCUAAAAUGUAAAUUUCAUAACAACCACCUCAGAUGUUACAACAUAAUACAAAUAAUUAGUGGUUUGCAAUACAUUUUAUGAUUAAUGUCAAUAACACAAAACAAGCUUUUCAAGGUUAAUAGUAAUUUUGCUAAAUUCAAACAAUAUAUUUGAGCAAUUUAUCCUUAUUUGAGAACUGGUUUGUCUGUCAAUGCUGUUCAGUGUUUACUUUGACUGAAUGCUUUAUAAUGGCUGCCUGUUCCAUGUACAACAGUUCAACAGUAUUUAUCAGGCUGGUCCUGACUUGAGUUUAUAUAUAUUUUUUUAUGAUAAACAGUAAUAUGGAUUAUGGAUUAAUGAUGGAACAUGAUUUAUUAUGAUGGCAGUAGUUAUUGUCGUUCACUUGUAUUAUUUUGUUCACUAAUUGUUAACCUACACCUGACAUUAAGAAUGUCAUGUGAUGUUUUAUCACACUGGAAUGUGCAAGAAUUUACUCUUUGGUGAAUUUUUCAUUCAUCACAGAACAUCCAUAAAAGAACUUCAUCUGUGACAAUUGAUCAGCCGAAGAUAUAAAUGUAUAGUAUUUGUCUUUAAUAUUGAUAUUGUUCAGAAUAAGAUGCAGAGCCGGUUUAUCCUAGUAGCACAUGUAGCACGUGCUACAGGCCCCGCGCUUCAGGUGACCCUGCAGUGAUGUGUACAUUUAUUUUCCCAGGUAAAUUUUGCCCUCUCCCCUGAGGGGGUUGCAAAGUAUAUAUCCUGGGAAGGUAGCCCCACUGUUAUUUGUGCUACAGGCCACACAGAUCCUUAAACUGGCUCCGAGUAUCAGUGGCAGACACAAUUCUUAAGGCUUAGGCUAUGUUGAGCCUAGUUUGAGUACUAGCCACACCCAGCCACUCUAAAAAAGGUUACUCUUAAUAAUAAAUAGUUUUUACUACCCAGUAAUAAAUAUUAACUGUUACUGGUACUUACAUGUGGUGUUAUACCACACAAAAAUAUAGACACAAAACAAAAUCAGUAAUUAUGUGUGACGGGUGCCACCGGUGGGGCAAGAUGUGCUCAUCUUGUGAACAUCUGAAAUCAUCACUGUUAUGACAGUGAUUCAUGAGUGCAUGUCAUCACAACUCUACUUAUUCUAAUGAAUAUUCUGUCCGGUGCUAGUUUUCAUUUAGUAAACUUGUUUGGGAAUGGCAGUUCUCUUUGUGACUGUGCUGGAGGGGUGAAAUCUCCAGUAAAGGAUUUCCUCAGGAGUGGCUGUCAUCCACUAUUUUGCCAAAUGCCUAUUCGACCCUACAUUGUGUCGAGAUUUGGCCCUAAUCGUGUAUUAUGGUUCUGUCAUUCAGAUGUAGUGCCCUCAACUCUUUCCAGGUAGAGAUGUGAAAGUAUUGGUACCUUUACUUUGGAGUGGUUCAGCCUGAAGGAUAUAGUCGAGCUGAUGAGUUUGUUUGUUUUCUUUAAUGAUACCACCGGAGCACAUCAAUUAAUUAAUUAAUCAUUGGCUUUUGGAUGUCAAACAUUUGGUAAUUCUGACUUGUAGUCAUCAGAGGAAACCUGCUAAAUUUUUUCUAAUGCAGCAAGGGAUCUUUUAUAUGCACUUUCCCACAGUCGAGCUGAUGAAUGAUAGGGCUUAUGUCCAAGGUAGGUGGAGCCGGAUGGCUAGAACCUUCUUGUUCUUGGGUUAGCCCUUAAAAGGACUUUCUUAUGUUUAAGUGCCAUUUUCUGUGGAGCCCUUAUAAGGGCUUUUUAUGUUUGGCACCCAGUGGAUCAAUAUAAUGUGUUUUUAUAAUACAAGUAGGAAGAAUGUGUCAGCAGUGUCCUUUAUAGAACGAUGGUUGUUUUACAGGUUAACUAUAUACAGGAUGCAGUCAGUUCACAAUGUUUUCUUGGUAGAGAAGAAAACUAACAAUGUAAAAAAUUUCAAUGAUAAGUAUAAUAGACUAAAUGAUAAUGACAGUCACUGUGGAAUAUAUUAUUAUAUAUUAUUUAUAAACAUUAAGUAUUAUUGUUAGUAUUUUGCACAAUGUUUUUAUGUUUAUUAUAUUGUAUUUUUCAUAUACUCAAAAGUAAUGUAUGUGUUUGUAUAUAUAAAUGUAUUGUUAUGUUACAAGUAAAGUCGUGUUCUCAAAAUAUGCGUGUGAUAUCAUAAAUAAUACUUUAAAUAAAGAAUGCUAUUUUUAUAAAAA
Gigantopelta aegis is the source of this 5349-nucleotide messenger RNA. Its product is annotated as protein O-mannosyl-transferase TMTC1-like. Gene Ontology annotation, biological process: protein O-linked glycosylation via mannose. Gene Ontology annotation, molecular function: mannosyltransferase activity; protein binding. Lineage: Eukaryota; Metazoa; Mollusca; Gastropoda; Neomphalida; Peltospiridae. The transcript is spliced from 18 exons. The coding region runs from base 128 to 2758 and encodes 876 amino acids. The record is from RefSeq and is a predicted model, not a curated record.